Molecule: messenger RNA, 631 nt
Organism: Aspergillus alliaceus
Lineage: Eukaryota; Fungi; Ascomycota; Eurotiomycetes; Eurotiales; Aspergillaceae
Exons: 1
Coding region: 156-521 (121 amino acids)
Source: RefSeq, a predicted model, not a curated record
CUCCACCGCGUCAUCUGACCAUUACAUUACUAUAAAUAUUGAGACUCUGUUUCUUCUUGCCCUAUACAUGCAUUCAAUUCUCAGAACAUUACCGACUACCGCGAAAAAUCAUAGAAAUCUCUUUUGACCCCUUCCUACUCAAACAAACAAUCCCGAUGUUUUCAAUCCCUACAAGGGCCCUCCUAUCACUAUAUGCAGCUCAGCGCAAUGGACUUUCUUCCACCCAUCCAAUGUCAUACCGCAUUCCACCUCAAGCGCCUACAUUCCCUCUCAGAUCCUUCUCGACCCGUUUUCCUCUCGCAAACAAACAGAAAGGGUCGUCAAACUCGGACUCAAACGAACCGCUGGAAAUUCCAGCCUUGAACUUCGAAGCGAUGGGCUUAAGCAAGAGAUCGAGGGCAGCUGUAAUUGUGAUCCUAUGCUGUUUGGGCACUAUGGAGACCUGGUUCUGGUGCAAGGCUAUCUGGCGUUGGUGGAAGGGCAAGACGGAAGAUGUGGAACCAGUUCAAGCAGUAAAGUGAUUCAGAGUACUAGAAUUGAGACACACCCUUGUUUACGAUGUAAUUUCUUUCUGUUUUGAAUUUGUUAUUCGUUGAUAGAUAAUAUCAUUACUCUGGAUGAUAGUCAUUCG